ACAAUAAGUGGCAAGCAAUUAAUGCAAGAAAUAUUUGUCUAUAUCGUAAAGGAAUCGAUAAACAUUUCCCUUGGAAGAUUAGAAGCCGAUAGAAAAACGACAUGACAUUUUAGUUGAUCGCGCAAUCAAACCAAGUCUUUUGUGAUGUCGGGAACACUUCCAGCCACCUUCGUGAAGGGCUUUCACAAUGAGGAGUUGGUCCGUCGCAUGGAAUAUCGCAAAUUUGGUGGCACCAAUUUAAGAGUAUCCACCAUUGCAUUAGGUGGCGCCACCUUAAGCGCGCUCUUCGACAAAAACUUUGACGAAGAAGAGGGUAUCAGAACAGUGCAGGAGGCCAUUAAGUCAGGCAUCAACUAUAUCGAUACCGCACCAUUUUACGGUCAAGGGCAGUCGGAACAGGUACUCGGAAAGGCACUCAUGGAUGUGCCCAGGGAGGCGUAUUACAUAGCCACUAAGGUGGGACGCUAUGAACUAGACCCCAAUCGCAUGUUCAAUUUUACGGCAGCAAAAACCAGAGAAAGCGUCAAGAAGAGCUUGGGUCUGCUGGGUUUAGAUUAUGUAGACGUGUUGCAGGUGCAUGACGUGGAUGCGGCACCCAGCCUGGACAUGGUGCUUAAGGAGACGAUUCCAGUGCUUGAAGAGUAUGUAAAAGCCGGCAAGGCGCGAUUUAUUGGAAUCACCGGCUAUGAUGUCGACGUUCUAAAGGAUUGCGCGGAACGUGCAAAAGGUCGCGUUAAUAUUGUACUAUCCUAUGCUCGAUAUACUCUCCUCGACAAUACACUGUUGCGUCACAUGAAAGCUUUCCGGGAGCUAAAUGUGGGCGUCAUAUGUGCCGCCGCCCAUGCACUGGGCUUGCUCUCCAAUGCCGGUCCACAAACUUGGCAUCCCGGCAGCGAAGAGCUUCAGUCGAUAGGUCGACACGCUGCCGAGAUCUGCAAGCAACGUGGCGUGGAGCUAGGUAAACUAGCCAUGUAUUACUCCAUGCAGCUGGAGGGCGCUGCAACCUUUUUGAUCGGCAUACCCAAUCGUCGCCUACUGCAGAUUAACCUCGAUGCGGUCUUCAACGGCUUGAGCUCCACCGAGCAGGAAGUGCUACAAUAUCUACGCGAAAAUGUUUUCAAGCAAUCCUACAGCUGGGGAUCCACCUUGUCAACCAUCAGGGACUUUAAAUAACUAAGCCAAUCAACAACUUCGAUGUCUAUGAUUAAAGUGCAUAGCUUUUACCCAUCGAAAUUUUAAGAAAAAUUUAAUAAAGGCUAUCUUAUAUAUCUUAUCUUA
Drosophila virilis is the source of this 1278-nucleotide messenger RNA. RefSeq lists its product as uncharacterized. Gene Ontology annotation, molecular function: L-galactose dehydrogenase activity. Gene Ontology annotation, cellular component: cytosol. Lineage: Eukaryota; Metazoa; Arthropoda; Insecta; Diptera; Drosophilidae. The record is from RefSeq and is a predicted model, not a curated record.